AUGUUGGUAGUAUUUAUAGACCCUCAGAAACCCUUUUACGAGUGUCAUCGUCGAGAGAAGAGAAAGGGUCCCAUGAUCUCUGCCGGUGAUGCCGAGUUCCCGCGGGAUUACCACACCCUGGCUGCCGGCGGCGGCCGCGGGGCACGGCGGUUCCCCGACAACACCAACGGGGGGUUCACGUCGUCCUCGCUGGACCGCCGGCAUAACUCCGUGGCCGCCAAGAGCCUGGAGGCCCUGAACAGCAUCCACAAGGCGGACAUCGAACGCCAGCGAGAUGCUCUCAUGGAUCUCCAGAAGAACAAGUACUCCAACAGCCCCGGCAGCAUGUCGCAGGGGUCCGCCCCUGCUGGACGGCAGACUCGCACGCCACGUGUGACACGACUCAGCCCAACACAGCCGGCUCUUGCUGACCAGGCCAGCAGGGUGUCCUUUGCGUCAGCUGAAAAUCUGGAGACCAUGUCAGAGCCGGAUAUACCCAUCGGCUUUAACCGGAUGAACCGGCUCCGCCAGAGCCUGCCGCUGGCCCGCUCGUCCAGCCAGGCCAAGCUGCGGGCGCCAGGGAUCUUGUUCCUCCAGCUUGGGGAGGAGACUCGCAGGGUGCACCUGACCCACGAGCUGACCAGCCUGGAUACUCUGAGGGCCCUCAUCGUGCACAUGUUCCCCCAGAGGCUCACCAUGGCCAUGCUCAG
Morone saxatilis (striped sea-bass) is the source of this 689-nucleotide messenger RNA. RefSeq lists its product as uncharacterized. The record is from RefSeq and is a predicted model, not a curated record. NCBI's taxonomy places the organism in Eukaryota, Metazoa, Chordata, Actinopteri, Moronidae. Gene Ontology annotation, biological process: regulation of dendritic spine morphogenesis. Gene Ontology annotation, cellular component: actin cytoskeleton; postsynaptic density; cytoplasm.